Messenger RNA from Haliotis rufescens (red abalone), 2259 nucleotides. RefSeq lists its product as uncharacterized. The record is from RefSeq and is a predicted model, not a curated record. The coding region runs from base 40 to 2163 and encodes 707 amino acids. Lineage: Eukaryota; Metazoa; Mollusca; Gastropoda; Lepetellida; Haliotidae. The transcript has 19 exons.
UCGUAUAAUCUUCAACACUGUGACACUUGAAACCAAGCAAUGACGUGGGUAGUCGCUCUGUGUCUGGGGCUGUUGUUGCCCCUGGGUCACUCCAAGACAGUCCACAUCUACGUCAGCCCCAAGGGCUCAGACGGGAACUCAGGGUUGGAUGCGUCCCACCCGGUUGCCACCCUGGACAAGGCCAGGCAGUUACUGGACAGCAGUGGGAUCAAGGACAACACGGUGUACGUGGAGCUGAUGGGAGGCUACCACAACUUGCAGUCCACCCUACACUUCACCCACGCCUACUCCCAGCCUGUCACCUUCAGAGCCUACCAGGACCAGGAGGUCCACGUGACAGGAGGCAAGAAGAUCCCAGCAAACCUGUUUACCCACGUGACAGACAGCAACGUGCUGAAUAUGCUGCCAUCAAAUUCAAGGUCCAAAGUGAUGCAGGUGCAUCUACCUAGUGCAGGCGUCACUAACUACGGCAAGAUGACCAACUUUGGCUUCUACCGCUCACGGACUGCUUGGCUGGAGAUCUUCAUCAACGGGGAGCCAGCCAGAUUGGCCCAGUACCCUAAUGAGAAAUUCCUGAACGUCGACUCUGUUCCUGGUGGCAGGCGUGGCAAGGUCUUCACCUACAGCACACACGAAGACUCCAGAUGGGUGCACGAGAAGGAACCAUGGGCUUACGGCUUCUGGUACUGGAGCUGGGCGGACGAUGCUGCAAGGAUCAGUCACAUCGACACCCACAAACAUCAGAUCACUCUGGCAAAUGAUACACACUAUGGACUCCGAGUUGGUCAUUACAAUCCGGCCCAUCUGGCCGGGUACAGCACUCAGGGCGGGUACUUCCGGGUAUUCAACAUGCUCUCAGAGCUAGAUCAGCCGGGAGAGUACUAUCUGGACCGGUCCAAUGGCAACUUGUACAUCUGGCCCAACACAAAGACGGGCACCUUGGCCUCUUCUGACGAUAUCACCGUGUCUCUCAUCAACGACUGCAUCAGCAUGGACCGAGGUGUGGGAAACCUCAAUUUUGAGGGGUUUACUUUGGAGGUGUGUCGCCACGAGGGCAUCAGAGGAGACGGUCUACACAACAUUAACAUUCAAAACAUGGACAUUAAAAAUUUGGGUUCGUAUGGCGUCCACAUCACCGGAAGUAGCCAUAUUGUUAUAUCCCGGUGUAAUAUCCAUUACACCAACGGAGGUGUCGCGAUCAAUGGUGGCAACCAGAAGACGCUUGUGUCUUCAGGAAAUAUAGUCGAAGACAACCAUAUUUGGAUGGUGGCCCGUGUCGGUGCUGUUGGAUACAAUGCUGUGUCUAUCGGGGGCGUUGGCAACGUUGUCCGCUACAACCACCUGCACGACGGUCAAUACACAGGGUUGAUGUGGGGGGGUAACGACAACAUAAUGGAGUACAACCAUAUUCACCACAUGUGUGUUAACACCAGCGACUGUGGCGCGGUGCAUGCUGGGAGAGACUGGACCGCACGUGGCAACGUGAUCCGAUACAACCACAUCCACCACGUCUUGAAGCACAUGCCGGGGGCUGAUAACAGAGGCAUCAUGCUGGACGACCAGUUCUCCGGCGUCCACAUCGAGCACAACGUCUUCUACGAGAACCAAUUUCACGUCAACAUCGGCGGCGGCCGUGACAACCUCAUACGCUAUAACGUCUUCUACGACGCCACCAGCUACCCCAUCAACGUGGACGGCCGUGGUCUCCGGUAUAAUAGCAACCAGGCGACACUCCAAAAUAAAUUGAAGACCCUUCCCUACACCAGCAAAACGUGGGCAGACAAAUACCCAAAACUGGCCACCAUCGACUCCAAUCAUCCUAUGGCACCAAUGGGCAACCAAAUCUAUGACAACGCCUUCUACAACAGGCACGGCUCAAGUGUCGUUCAGUACCACACCUCUGGUAUCGUCAAAAGGGAAUAUUUUGAUGUUCAUGAUAACUUCAAGGCCAACCCUGCGGAUUUUUGGUCUCCUAAUGAAUAUGACUUCCGGUUCCGGUGUUCAGCGGAAUCCUGGGCCAAACUAGAGUCCGUACCCCAACCUAUCGACAUCAACGCUGUUGGCCCACGGCAACCCACAGGACCUAAAUAUAUGCAGAAAGCUGUACCACAGCAUCACAUCACGUCACAUCCGGCUUCAUGCAGCGGAUCUAUCAUCGGAUAAUGCCCACCUCUGCGGAGUGCCUUACCAGAAUUUUUAACGUGAUGACUUGGAUAUUUUUCUUUAAUGAUAAUGUGAAUAAAGUUACAUCCAGGUAUU